CAGACCUCAAACUUAGGCUACUGCAUGAAUUAGCCUAUUUUAUAUUUGAACAUAGUUUACAGCUUCCUUAGGCUUAAAAUGAUCCAUCUCUUCCUUCUUUCCCGCUGGCCGAACUGCAUGUUUAUCAAGCAAACGUCACAUGCAAUAAACUGUCUGCACGUGAGCCGGAACGCUCAAAGAAGAAUUCCAAUGCGCAUGAGCACGCGCUCCGACUGCGCGCUCUCAAUUCACCUUUCCAACGUGUUGUUUUGCGGUCUCUAAUACAAGUUCAAACAAAUAUCGUUUUGACUUAGUCAAUGUGGACAACAGGAUUAAGCUUAAAGUAUGUGAUGGUAAUCAAGUCAUUCAGAGAUUACUUCAGCACACUGGACAGCACUCGUCGCCAGUGACCGUUCAUUUUUCCCAAAGCAGAAUGGAAAGCAGCAAAUAUGAGCCAACGAGGACCCACUGGGAAAUCACGGACAAAACACCGCAACAAAUCAGCAGUUACUUACUUUAGAAAGAGACAUGAACUUAUUGGAAAUAUUUCUGGAGUUACUCAUCGUUGUAAUUGCAGUUGUGUCACUCGUGGCAAACUUGCUAGUGUUAGUAUGUUUCACCUGCAGCGCACAAGUUCGUGCGCAGAUGCCAGGGAUCUUCAUCAUCAACCUCUCUUUCUGCAACAUCCUCAUCACCGUUCUCAACAUGCCUUCUACACUAUUUGGGGUCUUAAAACGUCAAAAGCCGUUUGGCGAUCACUUUUGCCAAACGGUGAGUUUCAUGGAUACUUUUCUGACUACCAACACAAUGUUGAGCAUGGCAGCUCUCAGCAUAGACCGCUGGAUUGCCGUGGUUUUUCCUUUGACUUAUUCCAGCAAAAUGAGACUCAAGAAUGCCGCGCUGAUGGUCAGUUAUGCCUGGAUUCACUCGUUUGCAUUCUCGCUGGCUGCUGUCCUGCUGUCGUGGGUCGACUAUAGUCCCGCGUACGCAUCAUGCACUGUGCACCUGAGGGACGAUGAUGGGAGCCGUGGGCACUUCAUAGUGUUCACCACAGUGUUCCACGCAUGUACUUUCGCCCUCUCUCUUUUCAUCCUAUGCUUUACCUACACGAAAGUACUACAAGUUGCUCGCUUCCAUUGUAAGAGGAUAGACGUUAUAACGGUGCAGACACUCAUGCUACUUGUCGACAUUCACCCAAGUGUGAAACAACGGUGCUUACUGGAACAGAAGAAAAGGAGACGGAGGGCCACGAAGAAAAUCUGCAUAUUCAUCGGGUCGUUCGUCCUGUGCUUCGCCCCCUAUGUCAUAACACGACUGACUGAACUGACUCCUUCGGUAACAGUCAACCGUUAUUGGGGGAUCAUAAGUAAGUGCUUGGUGUACAGCAAAGCUGCCUCUGACCCUUUCGUCUACUCUCUCUUACGGCAACAAUAUAAGAAGGCCCUUUUUGAAUUGUGUAACAGGAUUUUGGGCCGGGACUCAUACACACUGUCUGGACACAGCAGCCCCUCAGACAUGGAAAAUGAAUGCUGCUCACAAAGGGUUAACAAGUUGAAGGACACUGUCACUUGAGCAGGUGAAAAUGUCAAACCAAA
Molecule: messenger RNA, 1574 nt
Organism: Pimephales promelas (fathead minnow)
Lineage: Eukaryota; Metazoa; Chordata; Actinopteri; Cypriniformes; Leuciscidae
Gene: gpr78a
Product: G protein-coupled receptor 78a
Biological process (GO): adenylate cyclase-activating G protein-coupled receptor signaling pathway
Cellular component (GO): membrane
Molecular function (GO): G protein-coupled receptor activity
Source: RefSeq, a predicted model, not a curated record